AUGGGAUCAGGCCAUAGUGCUCAUAUUAGCAUUAAUCUUGAUCGAGCCGUUCCACUCUUUUAUAGUGGUGAAUCGGUGUCUGGAAGUGUUAAUGUAAAUAUCACAGAAGGACACAUUAAAGUCGAUGAAGUAUUUAUUGUGUUGAAUGGUGAAGCUGGCUAUACGACAACUCGUACUGUUCAGAAUACAAAUGGUUCAACGCAUACGCAGACUGAUUAUCAUACAAGAUGCUUUUUCUCCGAAAAGAAAGUCCUCGAUAGUCCAGGACUGGACAAAAAAGAAUUAGAAUAUCAUUCUGGGCAGUAUUCAUGGCGGUUCGACAUUCCAUUGGCACCUCAUCUUCCACCUACGAUCAAUGAAUCAAACAAAUAUCCACGUGUUCGGUAUUAUUUGAAAUUUGUUAUUGACAAACCUUGGUACAAGCGAAAUACCGAUGAAACUCUGUAUUUGGCAGUAUUUCCGCAUAUCAACCUAUCGAGCAAUCCACAAUGCUUGAUGCCAUAUCUAUUUGGUGAUCACAAUCGUAAAGAUGUUACAGUGAAAGGUACUAUGGAUAAACUUGGUUAUGUACCCGGUGAGACAAUUACGGGAAAGUUAGAAAUUGAAAAUCCAAGAAGAAUUUUAUUGAAAAAACUGCGUCUCUCUUUGGUUCAAGAAUCAAGAAUCGAAUGUAAUACACACAAGGUAACAAUUCUCGAAAUGAUUCUUCCUACGAUUACUAAUACAAAUCAGGAGCUAAUAGUGGAAAGAUUUUCUUUACCCAUUCCUCCGACAUAUAUGGCACCAUCGUAUCAAUUUAUGGGUGGUUUUCAUUGUACUGCUAAUGUUAAUAUUAGCUAUAUGCUAGAAUUUGACGUUAAAGUUGAAGGUAUGUUUACGAAUCUCAAUAUCAAUAUCCCGAUUACCCUUGGAACGGAAUUCGAUGCAAAUCCGAAUGGACAUAAGUUACAUGAAGCAUCAAAAGCAUAUCCUAAUUUUGUCUCUUAUCAUCCAGAAAUAGUCGACGAUCCGCAAUAUAAUCCGCCGCCUUAUUCAUCUGUUUCAUAA
Rotaria socialis is the source of this 1047-nucleotide messenger RNA. The record is from the annotation of a GenBank genome assembly. Lineage: Eukaryota; Metazoa; Rotifera; Eurotatoria; Philodinida; Philodinidae.